Messenger RNA from Cooperia oncophora, 321 nucleotides. The record is from the annotation of a GenBank genome assembly. NCBI's taxonomy places the organism in Eukaryota, Metazoa, Nematoda, Chromadorea, Rhabditida, Trichostrongylidae.
AUGCGGAGAUCUUGGAAAACACAAUAUUCGAGCAAACAUAGGACUCAAAACUUUCCGAGUCCCUUGUUAGCAGUCAAUUUUUGGCGAAUAUGCUUGGAUGAGUCACAACUCGUUGCCAGCAAGGUGAAAGCGGCAGCGAAAAUGUGCUCCAUGUUGAAAUCUCGUUAUCGUUGGUGCGUUACGGGAACACCUAUGUCAAACUCUGUGAACGGUGAGUUCAUUCCAGCGCUUUCGGGAAUAGUGUGGUACAGAGGGUAUGGGGAAGACUAUGUAAGAAGGAUUCCGCUAGGUGAAAAACUGAAAACUCGUGCUCAAGCCUAG